UGUCACAAACAAGGCAGGACGGCACAGAAAUGCUGCACAGCUCAGUUUUGGGGCUCAGGUGCUGUGAAGCCAAGCACAGAUUUGACAUGGAGAAGUUUCCUUGGCUGGAAGGUCUCCUGGCUGCUUUGCAACCACUUCAGAGAGGAGGAGAGACCAUAAAAAGGGAGAAGAUUGCAAACAGAGCCCUGUCUCCAUGGCAGCCUGCAGCUCCACUUCUAAAUUUUCCCUGUACAUGGAGAGGAUGCUUCUCCCCUGGAUGCUCUUAGGGGAGUUUUGCAGCAGAAAGAGCCUUAGUCCGGGUAUGUCCUGGUGGUUGGUGCUUGGGAAAGAAACCCUUGGUGCUACCAUCAUGUCAUAACCUGGGGAAAAAGGCUCACUGUCCUUCAUUAUUGUUUUACCCAUAAUUAGGGGGACAUGUGCGAAGCCGGUGGAAUCAGAAAGCUGGGAGGAAAAGUAUUUAGGGCUCAUUUCAAGUUACAUGAAGUUCUUGGCUAUUUUUAGCUAGACAGAAAAACCCUUUCCAUCAAUCAGACCCCAGAGAACACGCGUGGGAGACGCGUAGGACACCAAACCUCAGCGGUCAGGCUGCGGCUCCGCCGAUGAGCACCAGGCACAGACCUCGCCGCAUGGGAGCCGUGCAGGCAGGGACUGAAGAACAGCAUCUCUGCAGCUUCCCAACCACGCUCAGAGCCACCUGCAAGAUGUACAGAGACACUGAGCUGCCUCGGGCAAGCCAGCCCUUUGUAACCAGCUUUUUUGGAUGUCCCCCCCCAUGCUCACACCCUGGCAGAUUGUGUUUUACAGGGUCGGAAAUAGACGCGCGAGAAGGGGCCUCGCGGAUCGCAAGUGAAAGCCGCGCUCAGCUGUCACCCACCCCGGCACCAGCUGCCAGCCCCAGACGGUUCCCAAAAUAACCAGCCCGUGGUGGGGACGUGAGGGCCCCUCGCCCUCCGCUGAGGGAAGGAGAUGUCGCUUUGCACCCGCCAGCCUCGCAGGAACGGUCUGCCAUGGAUGGUACCGUCCUCCCCGGGAAGAGCAUCGUCUCCCCAACAGCAUCCUGGGGCUGCACGAACCCCUGCCCAAAACUUGCCCCAGUCUGGAGGUGGUGGCCGUUCCACGGCGCUGGCAUCGCCGCUCAGGUGUCCCUGCAACCGCCCUGGCUCGCAGCUCCCGGGUGCAGCGAGGGCUUUGCUAUGAUUGCAGCAGCCGCCGGCUCUUCCCGCCUCCCGGACCCCUCGCCGCGCUCCCCCCGCCGCAUGUCCCCAUCCCAGGAGCAGCAUGGGCAGCGUCAGUAGCCUCAUCUCCGGCCACAGCUUCCACAGCAAGCACUGCCGAGCCUCCCAGUACAAGCUCCGCAAGUCGUCCCACCUGAAGAAGCUCAACAGGUACUCAGACGGGCUGCUGCGCUUCGGCUUCUCCCAGGACUCCAGCCACAAGUCCGGCUCCAAAAGCAGCAAGAAUGAGGAUUUCUUUUACAUCAAGGUCAGCCAGAAAGCGCAUGGCUCCCACCGAGCGGACUAUACCUCGCUGGCCGGCGGGGAGCUGGGCAGCCAAGCUGGGACGAGCGGCAUGGACUUCGGGUCGCCCACUCCGCAGAAGCUGAUGCCCUUUCCCAGUCAGCUGGAAGUGGGUGCGGAGAAGCCAGUCGUGCGACCCACCGCCUUCAAGCCGGUGCUGCCGCGCUCUGGCGCCAUCCUCCACUCCUCCCCGGAGAACGGGGGGCACCUCUCCCAGCAGCUGCACCCCUCGGACAAAGCCAAGGAGCAGGAGCUGAAGCCGGUGUUGUGCUCAGGGGGUCUGUCUGACUCCGGCAGGAACUCCAUGUCCAGCCUCCCCACCCACAGCACCAGCAGCAGUUACCAGCUCGAGCCCCUCGUCACCCCCAUGGGACCCAUCAGCCGCUUCGGGGGCUCAGCCCACAACAUCUUGCAAUGCGCCAUCAUCCAGGACAGCAACAUGAUGAGCCUCAAGGCCAUGUCCUUCUCCGACGGGGGCAACAAGAUCCUCAACCCUGGCAAAGCCCCGCACCACCACGUCGCCGAGAAGACCACUUGCAUCCGUUCGCCCAUCUCCACGGAUGAGUCCACCAUCCAGGAGCUGGAGCAGAAGCUGCUGGAGAGGGAGGGAGAGCUGCAGGAGCUUCAGUCGAGCUUCGAGGAGAAGGAAAUCAGCUCCUGCCAGGCGUAUGAAGAGAAGCAGCGGCGCUGCAAGGAAGAGCUGGAGGGGCUCAAGCAGAAAUGCAACAGCAAGCUCAAGCAAACCUCGCAGAAAACCCAGCGAACGCAGCAGGUCCUUCACCUUCAAGUGUUCCAGCUGCAACAGGAGAAGAAGCAGCUCCGGGAGGAGCUGGAGAACCUCAUCAAAGAGCAAAACCUGCUGGAAACCAAGCUGAGGUCCUAUGAGAAGGAGAAGACCAGCUUUGCUCCGGCGCUGGAGGAGACCCAAUGGGAGGUGUGCCAGAAGUCGGGGGAGAUCUCCCUCCUGAAGCAGCAGCUGAAGGAAUCCCAGACGGAGCUCAACACCAAGACCACCGAGAUCCUCAGCCUGAAGGCUCAGCUGAAGGAGGUGAGGAUGAAGAUGGAAGGGCUGGAGAUGAAGACCCAAGACCUGGAGGGCUCCCUGCGCACCAAAGCCAUGGAGCUGGAGGUGUGCGAGAACGAGCUCCAGCGCAAGAAGAAUGAGUCGGAGCUGCUGAGGGAGAAGGUGAACCUGCUGGAGCAGGAGAUCGUGGACCUGCGCACGGAGCUGGCGGUGCUCAGGGAGCAGCUGAGCGAAGCGCGGGAGGCGGGCAGGCCCUGCGCCGGGGGGGACGAUGCCCAAGCGCUGCAGGGAGAGCUGGAGAGGCUGCGGGCAGAGCUGAAGGCUGAGCGGGACAACAACGAGCAGAUGACCUCGGGCUUCCAGCACGAGCGGCAGACGUGGAAGGAGGAGAAGGAGAAGGUGAUUCACUACCAGAAGCAGCUGCAGCAGAGCUACCUGCACAUGUACAAGAGGAACCAGAACCUGGAGAAGAUGCUCCAGCAGCUCGCCGCGGGGGAAGAUGGCAAGGAGCCCAUCGAGCUGGAUAUACCCGGUGCUGACGUCCCCUACGAGGACAUCAUCGCCACCGAGAUCUGAGCCGGGUCUGCCUUCUCCUCCCUGCAGCUCGAGGGAAGCACUGCCCCACGCCUUGUACAGUUCAGAUGAGCCAUGUAUUUAUUCGCAGAGCUGGCGGCCUGUCCGGCUCACCAGCCCUUGUCCCUUGCCCGUGUCGCACCGCGGCCGUGCCGUCCGCCGCCCGUCGUGUUACAGAGGUGAACAAGCCACUCGUGCCAAUGGUGACGUGCCAGCAGCCCCCCCUCGCCCUGCUGCCGCCUCGGCAGCCUCCCCUCUGCCCCCUUGUAGGACCGAGAAGCCGGGGAUGGGGGUAGUCAGGGAACAGGACUUCAGCAAAUAGUCUCCUGUUGGGUGACGAGGUGAUGCAGAACUCCCAGGGGACGCUCUGCUCCGGGCGCAGAGGGAUCCCGUGAUGGCACAGCGACACCACAGCCCUUCCCACCGUCCUCAAGAGGAACCACAGCACAUUUCCAGCCUGGAGGAAGCCCCACGCUGCUCUCACACCUUCUCAACCUUCCUCCGGUUGGUGCCAUCUCCAGGGCACCAAGGAGCCACCUCCUGCCACCAGCACAGGCUGCACAUCCACUUCUGCCAUCCCUCAGCUGCUGGAGCACCUCAGGAAGGAGCCUGCCUGCACACACGCACACCCUGCACCCCAUUACAGCCAACACCCCCCAAAAAUCACCCUUCACUAAGGAGCACAGCCCAGGCUGCACCCGGCGCAUCCCUCCUCCCAGACACAGCCACAUCCAGCCCAGCUCGGACACACGAGAACUCCACGUCCCUGUUCUCCAGCCGCCAGACAGGCAACUGGAUUUAAGCAUUAACAGGAAUUUCCAAUGCACGGUCAGCCCGAGGAACGGAGCGGGAGAUGGGUUGUGUUUGCCCCACGCGCUCUCGCUUGCUGUGACCGUCCCUCCCGGGAACCCCGGCUGCCUCAUCUCCUCCCGUCCCCAUCCGUCCUUGGGAUCCCGUCAACAGGAGCUGGUUAAAACCAAACCUCAAACCAACCACUUUCAUGUUGUUUCCCAUCUCAGCUCUUAACAUUUCCUCCUGCCGCCAGCAAGCAGAUAACAAGGCCCUACCUACAGUGACUCCCCUGUCCCCCGGCAUCCAGCUCACCGCGGGGAGGUGUCCUGCCGGGACCGCUCUGUGCCAUUGCAAUGGUAUUUUUAAUGUAAUGUAUAUGUUUACCCAGCCCAGGAAGCCCCAUCCCAGGGUUGUGUGGGGAUCUCACACCGUCCCAUGCCACAAAUUCAGCCAAGGGCUCAGAGCUGUGCACAAGCAGCACAAUCCACACCCCUCACCCCAUUCGAGGCAGCCUGGAAAGGUGACACACGGAAACCAGUCUGUGCCUUCUGCACCUGCCCCCAGCCAUCCUGGCAUCCCAGUCUGGCCCAGCACAAAGCAAACCUUAUCCGGGAGCCACUGGAAGAAACCCAACCUGCAGCCCCAGCCCCAGGGCUGUGGGUAGGGGCCGUGCCAGGUCCCGCAGCCUUAGCCCGGACCCCUGGGAGGACGUUUGGGAGAGAAGCCCAAGGGAUGAAGGACAACACCUGGCUCACGAGGCCAGGAGGGAUUUUCUGCAUCAUCCAAGCCAUAGCCCUGCGCCCCACGUCAAUCAGGGCUUUCCAGUGCCAACCACGGUGCGAGGGGAGCAGAGCCCUUCCCGCCCCCCCCAGCCCUGUCCCCGCUCCCGCCGGCCUCGGUGACACCGUCCCCGGUCCCCGUGUCCCCCCAGCCCGCGCUGUGUGAUGUGAUCGCCGGAGGCAUCGCCGUGCUGCCUUUGCACAACGCCGUGUGUGACCGUCCGCAUCACAGCCUGUACAGAUAAUUAUUUUUCUGCAGGUUUUUUUUUUUGGAUGUUAUUUCUGGUGACUGAUGUAAACUACUGGUAAUUUUAUGUUUUUAUUUAUAAAUAAAUUUUUAAAAACUUC
Columba livia (rock pigeon) is the source of this 5033-nucleotide messenger RNA. RefSeq names its product leucine zipper tumor suppressor 1 (gene LZTS1). Gene Ontology annotation, cellular component: dendritic spine. The coding region runs from base 1279 to 3117 and encodes 612 amino acids. The transcript has 4 exons. The record is from RefSeq and is a predicted model, not a curated record. Lineage: Eukaryota; Metazoa; Chordata; Aves; Columbiformes; Columbidae. Gene Ontology annotation, biological process: regulation of dendrite morphogenesis; regulation of synaptic plasticity.